Molecule: messenger RNA, 1318 nt
Organism: Carcharodon carcharias (great white shark)
Lineage: Eukaryota; Metazoa; Chordata; Chondrichthyes; Lamniformes; Lamnidae
Product: C-X-C chemokine receptor type 2-like
Exons: 2
Coding region: 136-1191 (351 amino acids)
Biological process (GO): immune response; G protein-coupled receptor signaling pathway; neutrophil chemotaxis
Cellular component (GO): membrane
Molecular function (GO): C-X-C chemokine receptor activity
Source: RefSeq, a predicted model, not a curated record
AUGCGUUCACAUCACCAAACAUUGUAGAAGCCUCUGAGCUGUUGUCCAACAGCUGGUAUGUUUGACAGUGAAGAAAAUCAUCUUAUGAACCCACAGAUGGGCUGGUAAGAUGGUUCACCCUUUGAGAAGAAAACUAUGGAAAUCACUGAUUUGCAAGAAAUGUUUGAAAAUUAUACUGAUAUUGAACAGAUUGACUAUGAUCCAGACGCAUUUGCCUGUACACCCAUUGUAAAUGAGUCAAUGAACGUGGCAUUGACUGUUGUCUAUAGCCUGGUUUGUAUCCUCGCUGUGACAGGGAACAUGGUCGUAAUAGUUGUCAUACUUUACAAUCGACGCACAAUAUCAUCCACAGAUAUCUACCUGCUUCAUCUGGCUGUGGCUGAUCUGCUCUUUGCCAUGACCCUACCCUUUUGGGCAGUGGAUGCCAUAUCUGGCUGGGUGUUUGGUGAUGCCACAUGUAAGAUCAUCAGCAUGUUAAAGGAAGUUAACUUGUACAGUGGGAUUCUGUUGCUGGCUUGUAUCAGUAUUGAUCGCUAUCUGUCCAUUGUCUACUCUACACAGAUCCACAACCAGAAGAGACCAUUUCUAAUCAAGCUGGUCUGUGCUGCUGUUUGGGUGGUGGCUAUUGUUCUGUCUUUACCUAUUCUGUACAAGGGUGAAUAUGCUGCACCUGGUACCAGCAGAAUGAUCUGUUUUGAGUUACUCGAAGGUGAAUCGGCUGAAACAUGGAGAGUAACCACCAGGUUUUUGCGACACUUUAUUGGGUUCCUCAUUCCACUGGCUGUCAUGAUCUUCUGCUACAGUGUGACGAUCUGGAAACUGUGUCAGACAAAGGGAUUCCAGAAACAGAAAGCCAUGAAGGUCAUCAUAGCGGUGGUGCUGGCUUUUCUGAUAUGUUGGCUACCGUACAAUAUUACUCUGUUCAUUGACACACUGAUGAGGAGCAAACUCAUUGAUUAUACUUGUGAUAUGCGGAAUCGUAUUGAUUGGGCUCUAAUUGGUAAUCAAGGUUUGGGAAUCCUGCACAGCUGCAUUAAUCCAAUCUUGUAUGCAUUCAUCGGAGUGAAAUUCAGGAAGAACCUGCUCAACCUUUUGGCUAUGAAAGGAAUCAUUAAACAAAGUGAAGAGCCACAUUCUAAAAGAUCCAUAUCCCUCUCUUCUAUAACUGGCCUCAGCACAUCCACCAUAUAGAGCCCAUAACUUCCGUGCUCCCCAGCGUCAGCAAUUCCAAAUAAGAGUUUGCACAGCAAUUGCCCUAAAGUUCACACUUCCUCUGGACAAUUGCGCUGUGCUGGGAGCCAUCCAAAAAUGUGGUUUA